Bufo bufo (common toad) is the source of this 2975-nucleotide messenger RNA. RefSeq names its product nucleolar and coiled-body phosphoprotein 1 (gene NOLC1). The transcript has 17 exons. The coding region runs from base 53 to 2524 and encodes 823 amino acids. The record is from RefSeq and is a predicted model, not a curated record. Gene Ontology annotation, molecular function: protein binding. Gene Ontology annotation, cellular component: nucleolus; nucleoplasm. NCBI's taxonomy places the organism in Eukaryota, Metazoa, Chordata, Amphibia, Anura, Bufonidae.
GCUCUUUCCUGUUGUCCACGUGAUCGCUGUGUGCUAGGUCGGAGCUGCGAGCAUGGCGGAUCAGCGCGUGGUGCCCAGCGAUCUGUUCCCUCACGUGCUGCGUUUUCUGCAGGACAACCAGUUCAUAAAUGCGGCUAAAGAGUUUAAGAAGGCCACCGGGGCGAAGGAUCAGGACGCUAGCCCGGCCUCGCUUCUUGAGAUUUACAGUGAUUGGAUUAAGUCUCCAGAUUCAAAGAAAAGGAAACACCCAGUCAAUGGUCUGCCUGCUAAGAAAUCUGCCAAGGAAUCCAGCAGCGAUGAGAGCUCUAGUGAAGAUGAGGAGCCACCUGCAAAGAAACAGGCUGUUACAGCAGGCAAAAAGCCCAUACCCAAAGUGCCUCCACCAAAGAAAGCCAAAAGCAGCAGUGAAGACUCCAGUGAUGAUUCUGACUCUGAAGAAGACACUAAGAAAGCUCCUCCACAGAAAAAGACCACUCCUCAGGUGAAGGCAACAAAUGUCAAAACGCCACCUCAGAAGAAAGCAAAGGACUCCAGCUCUGACUCUAGUAGUUCUGAAGAUGAAGCGCCUAAGAAAAAACAGCUACCUGUCACUAAGUCCCCAGUAGCAGCAAAGACCACUCCAGUGGCAAAGCCUGCUGCAAAAGCUAGAAAAUCUGACAGUAGCAGUAGCGAAGAGUCAGACGAUAGCACACCAGCAAAGACAGCAGCUACCAAGACUCCGCCGGCCAAGUCCCCUGCAGCUGUCAAACCUCCAGUUAAGAAGGUAGCCAAGGGUAAGGAUAUCAGUGAGGACUCUUCUGACAGCUCUGAAGAUGAAGCCCCAGCUGCAAAGGCUAAACCAAAGCCAGGUGUGUAUAGUGCUGUCCCUCCCCCAACAGUAGGUGGAAAAGGUACGCCAAAGGCAAAUGCUAAAAAAGCAGAAAGCAGCAGUGACUCUUCAGAUAGUGAUAAGAAGGAACCGCCAGCAAAAAAAGGAAAGACCACUCCGAGUAAGUCUCCUGCGCAGCCUCCAAAACCUGUGGCAAAAAAGGCAAAAGAGUCAUCCAGUGAUACAGAUUCAAGUGACGAAGAUGAGAAAAAAUCGACUAAACCAGUACCAAAAAAUACUGCUGUUAAGAAUUCCACCCCUUCAUCCCAGAAAAGUACACCAGUAAAGCCUGCCCAGGCCAAGAAGGACUCCAGCUCUUCUGAUAGCUCUGACUCAAGUGAUGAAGAUAAGAAGGCAGCAGCUAAGCCUGCUGGGAAAACUCCACCUGCAAAGCCUGCUGGGAAAACUCCACCUGCAAAGCCUGCUGCAAAAGUGACCCCUGCAAAAGCGGCAGCAGCCAAAAAGGAUGCAAGCUCCUCUGACAGCUCGGACUCGAGUGAUGAAGAAAAGAAGGCACCAGCAAAGCCUGCUGCAAAGGUGACCCCUGCAAAACCUGCUGCAAAGGUGACCCCUGCAAAACCUGCUGCAAAGGUGACCCCUGCAAAACCUGCUGCAAAGGUGACCCUUGCAAAAGCUUCAGCUGCCAAAAAGGAUGCAAGCUCUUCUGACAGCUCAGAUUCAAGUGAUGAAGAUAAGCAGCCGGCUAAGCCCCCAGUGAAGACCACUCCUGCCCAAAAGAAACCACCAGUGAAGACUACCCCUGCACAAAAGAAAAAAGAUUCCAGUUCCGACAGCUCUGACUCCGACAGUGAUGAAGAAGCUAGCAAAAAACCUGCUGCUAAACAGACUUCUACGGCAAAGACUCCUCCCACCAAAAAGAACAAUGAGCUUGACAAAAAGACCCCUGUAAAAGCUGCUACCCCCAAGGCUGCAGAAAGCAGUUCAGACAGCUCAAGUAGUGAAGCGGAAAAAAAGACUGUAAAAGCUGUCAAAUCCCCUGCUUCUGCAAAGAAGCCCAUUGCUGUAAAUAAGUCAAAGGCGAGUAGUAGCUCCUCAGACACUUCCAGUGAUGAAGAGGAGAAGCCUAAAAAGCCUGCUGUGAAAAAGACAUCCGUCCCAGUAAAGAAAGCAAGUAGCAGUUCUGAAGACAGUAGCUCAGAAGAGGAUGAUGUUAAGAAGCCAGCAGCUACCUCAAAGUCACCGGCAUCUGCUAAACCAGCUACUCCUAAGACUGCUAACUCCACACCGAAAGCAGCUGUUAAGAAACCAGAGGAGAGCUCAGAGGACAGUUCCAGCGAAGACGAAGAGAAUGAUAAUUCUGUUAAGCAGAAAACAGCGGGAAAAACACCUGAGAAUAAGAAUAUUAAAGUGUCAACUCCAAACACAUUCCCCAAGGCAAACAAGAAGGAAGGUGUCAAAAAUGUCCCAUUCCGAAGAGUAGUUGAAGAAGAAGUGGAAGUUGAUCCUCGGGUUGCUAAUAAUUCAUUUGAAGCAAAGAGAGGGGCAUUUGGAGACUGGGGGGAGAGAGCCAACAAUGUCCUAAAAUACACAAAGGGAAAGUCCUUCCGCCAUGAGAAGACGAAGAAAAAGCGAGGCAGUUACUGUGGUGGUGCCAUUUCCACAACUGUGAAUUCUUUUAAGUUUGACAGUGAAUGAAUGAACUAAACUGACGGCUUCCAGUGGACUUAAUUCUGACAUUGUCCAUAAUUAAUUUCUGGACUCGUGUUGCGUCCGUUCAAGAGUUUUUUUUUUUUUGUAUGAAACAGAUUUGGGGUUUGCUACAAAGUAUCAUUUCUGUAUAUUUAUAAAUUUGCAAUUACCUCCUGCGACUUUUUUUUUUUUUUAUUAUUUUUAAGGGGUCAUUCAGUUAGUGAAAUAAAUUUUUUAAAUAAAGGUCAAAACGGCUUAAAAAUAAAAGUAAUAAUUUUCUGAUCCCCCAAUUCUCUUCUCCCAUUUGUGUCCCCCCGACCUUUCCUGGUUUCUCUUGACAUGGAACUCACCAAAUCACUGCAAUCAAUGGUCCAGCAGGGACUUUAUUUUUACUAAAGCUACUUUCACACUAGCGGCAGGACAGAUCCGACAUGCUUUUCACCCUGUCGGAUAUCUC